UGAGUCUCUUUAGUGCCCACAUUACACGUCAGUUACUGCGAAAUAACACCUGCUAUACCGGUUAUAAUAUUUCACUGUUCUUCACAGUAUUUUGGAUUAAGUAAAUGCAGUCUUGGUGAGGAGAAGAAAAAAUCUUGCCAGCCCCAAACCUUUGACUCGUGAACGUUCAGACUGACAUCUGCUUUGUCUUUGGGGAAUGAUGAUGGACGUGUGUUUGCAGGUGUUAUUUCGCAGUAACUGACGUGUAAUGUGGGCACUAAAGAGACUCAUGUGAGACUGAAGCAUCGCUGUGGAGACUCAGACAUAAGCCUGUGUUGAUGAUCUCCUGAGACUCAUUAAGUGAAUCAGCACAAACACAGUAACGAAGCUGAGGAUCCGUCUCAUCUAGAGCUCGUAUCUCAACGCUGCUUGAAGGAUGGCUGUGGAUUUCAGUGGAAGCUGGAAACUGUAUGAACAGGAGAACGCAGAGGAGUUUCUCCGAGCCGUCUCGGCUCCAGAGAUUUACAUUAAAAUGAUGAAUGAAGUCAAACCUCUGACCACCAUCCGACAAAACGGAGACGAAUUCAGCAUCUGUGUGAAAACUCCGCUGAGAACCAACACGAACACCUUCACCAUCGGCGCCGAGAGCGAGUUCAGCACCAUGGACGGACAGAAGAUCAAGGUGAUUCAUUCAAACGAGUCACCAAAGAGGAUUCGAACAUGUGAUUCAUUCGAUCCGCGGUUACCGCAACAAAACCACUGUAACUCGAUUGGGCUAUCACAAAAAAACACUGCAGCUCAAUGUGUAAUGUCUAAACGAAAAAGAGUCGGAAUUGACCCCAGCUAAUGAGUGUGUAAACGAGCUGUUGGAGGUUAUUAAAAACACUGCGCGUGAGUCACGUGAUCUGUGCGCGCGCGUUAUAUAGGUAGUGAUGUAUUCAUAUAUAAGCUGAUUAUGGUGUGUCGCGAUCUUUUAUAAGCAGCAGUUUGAGUCGUUUGUGUUUCAGGCCACAUCUCGACUCAUCGAUGGAAAGAUCGUGAUCGAAUCCGAGAAACUCACGCUCGUGAGAGAGAUCCGGGGCGAGGAGAUG
This is a messenger RNA of Labeo rohita (rohu), 1070 nucleotides long. It is a transcript of the gene fabp10b, whose product is annotated as fatty acid binding protein 10b, liver basic. The transcript has 2 exons. Lineage: Eukaryota; Metazoa; Chordata; Actinopteri; Cypriniformes; Cyprinidae. The coding region runs from base 416 to 826 and encodes 136 amino acids. Gene Ontology annotation, molecular function: fatty acid binding. Gene Ontology annotation, cellular component: nucleus; cytosol. The record is from RefSeq and is a predicted model, not a curated record. Gene Ontology annotation, biological process: fatty acid transport.